Neogale vison (American mink) is the source of this 2434-nucleotide messenger RNA. It is a transcript of the gene NSUN6, whose product is annotated as NOP2/Sun RNA methyltransferase 6. Gene Ontology annotation, biological process: RNA methylation. Bases 456 to 1865 code for a protein of 469 amino acids. Lineage: Eukaryota; Metazoa; Chordata; Mammalia; Carnivora; Mustelidae. The transcript is spliced from 11 exons. Gene Ontology annotation, molecular function: methyltransferase activity; RNA binding. The record is from RefSeq and is a predicted model, not a curated record.
CGGAAGCGGCUUUCGGCAGGGAAAUUGGGGGCGCGGUUUUGAAAUGAGGUCUGAACCCUGAACGUGAGAGAGCAGAAGUCUGAAGUCAGUCUGUUUUCCAGGUCAGUUCACAACGGAUUGGAUUGUCAAUUUUUUUUUUUUUAACCUGUGUAUUCUCUGCCGCACGGGGGACAUGACCUCACUGUGAUUUCCGUGAGCGUCUCUCAAGAAGCACCAGAGACGGCUAUGGUGGAGGCGAGGAAGCCGCUCUAAACGGGCAAUGCCGGAGAAAGCGUGGAUGUACCUCGGCAAUCCCGAGUUGAACUUGGAAAGAGCGGCGCAAUUUUCCCGGCCAGCUGGUGGUCCCGGCGCGUGUGGGUGGUUACCCAUUGCCAAGACGCUGCUCACUGUUAAUCCGGAAAGAGAAAAGUCACCGUUUUCCCACAUUUUUCUUGGAGGACAAAACAAUAGGGAUAAUGUCCGUGUUCCCUAAAAUAUCGUUGAGACAUGAGGUUGAAAAUUAUCUGAAAGAGGGUUUUGUGAAUAAGGAGGUUGUAUCUGCUUUUGGAAAACAAGAAGCAGAAAGGAAAUUUGAAACUCUGUUAAAUCGCUUGUCACAUCCUCCGUCAUUUACAACAGUAAGAGUAAAUACGCAUCUAGCCUCAGUGCAACAUGUGAAAGAUCUGUUGUUUGAUGAACUUCAGAAGCAGUUUAAUGGAUUAAAUGUUCCUAUUCUUCAACAUCCAGCCCUUCAGGAUGUCUUGCUUAUUCCUGUUAUUGGACCUAGGAAGAAUAUAAAAAAACAACAUUCUGAAGCAAUUGUUGGAGCACAAUGUGGCAAUGCAGUGUUAAGAGGAGCCCACGUCUAUGUUCCAGGAAUUGUGUCAGCUUCAAAAUUUAUGAAAGCUGGAGAUGUUAUUUCUGUAUACUCUGAUAUUAAAGGCAAAUGCAAAAAAGGAGCCAAAGAAUUUGAUGGAACAAAAGUAUUUCUUGGAAAUGGGAUUUCUGAACUAAGCCGCAAAGAAAUCUUCAGUGGACUACCUGAACUAAAAGGUAUAGGCAUAAGAAUGACAGAACCAAUAUAUCUCAGCCCCUCAUUUGACAAUGUACUGCCCAGCUACUUAUUUUUACAGAAUUUGCCAUCUGCUGUAGUAGCUCAUGUUCUAGAUCCUCAACCCAGAGAGAAGAUUCUGGAUUUGUGUGCAGCGCCCGGAGGCAAAACAACACACAUUGCAGCAUUGAUGCAUGAUCAGGGAGAAGUAAUAGCACUGGAUAAAAUAUCCAACAAAGUAGAGAAAAUAAAACAGAAUGCUUUAUUGUUAGGGCUGAAUUCCAUCAAGGCAUUUUGCUUUGAUGGAACAAAGGCUCUUAAACUCGAUAUGGUUAAGGAUGCUGAAGGAAAACCUCCAUUCUUACCAGAAUCUUUUGACCGAAUUCUUCUUGAUGCACCAUGUAGUGGAAUGGGACAGAGACCAAACAUGGCUUGUUCUUGGACUUUGAAAGAAGUGACAUCAUAUCCACCAUUACAGAGAAAACUCUUCACUGUGGCCGUUGAGCUGCUGAAGCCGGGGGGCGUGCUGGUCUAUAGCACAUGCACCAUCUCGCUGGCCGAAAACGAAGAACAGGUCGCCUGGGCCCUCCGAACGUUUCCUUACCUUCAGCUUCAGCCCCAGGAACCACAGAUUGGAGGAGAAGGAAUGAUGGGAGCUGGCCUAUCAUUGGAACAAUUGAAACAGCUGCAGCGAUUUGAUCCAUCUGUUGUGCCAUUAUGGGACACUGACAUUGAUUCUCUCAGAGAUGCCAGGAUAGAAGACAUGAUUUGGCUGGCAAAUAAGGAUUGUAUAGGUUUUUUUAUUGCAAGAUUCGUAAAGCGCAAAAGCACAUAGAAGAACUCUUAGAAAUGAAAAUUCUAAACGUUCACUGUAUGGUUUUCUUUUUUUUUCCCCCCCAACUGUUGUCAGGCAGAAUUGCUAAGGAAACAGAAAAGGCUGCCAGCUGUUGUACCAGGGACCAAGAGAUUUGAUCAAGAGACUCUGCUUCAUGGAGGAAGUAGUUGGGGGUGGUAUAUGAUUAUAUUUUGUAUUUUGUAAAUAAUCUUUUUCUUAAGGAUUAGCACAGUAUAAAAAAAGGAGAUGCCUGCAGAUAUUUGGAGCGUAGAGCACAUUUUCAUUUGGGGCUUUGUGUUCUAAUGUGUAAAGAAUGCACAUCAUUUUUAAUGUUAAAGUUCGUGAUUCUAACAAAAGGAAUAAAAUGAGCAGUAUUUAAUUUGGUAGAAAUUUUUCUUUGUUCUUGAGUUCCUAAAGUAGUUCCUAAAAAUUCAGGGUAUGGGAACUAUAACGUUUUCCAUAUGCCCAUAACUGAACUGAGCAUUUUAUCGGAAUUUUUCUGUUUACUACGUGAUAAAUCAAAAAUUUUUUUUUUAAAGAUUUACAUAUUUGAGAAAGAGCGAGCAGCC